AUGUCUGCAUUCCAUAAGUUCUUCGAUAUACAACCCGCGUCGAACAUUACCAACCCGGAACCAACAUAUCAAAAGAGCAAAAGCAAAGCACCUCAAACACUUGGUGAUGUAGGUGUAUUGCCGGAUGUUGAACUCACGGAUUUUGCUUCUCGCAACACAGACAAUGGUCGCCAGGCUUCAGUCUCGGAGUCUGAUAUGCCAAAGGGUGCGCAAACCCCCAAGACUCCCAAUGAGCUUGAGAUGAGUCGCCCGGCUACACCGACUCGAGAAGAUGCGGUUGGCAGGGAGAGGAUGUGGAACGCUGACCCCAUGACCAAAUGGAGGAUCUUGUGCUGCUGCAUGAUCUAUUUCUCAAAUGGAAUAAACGAUUCAGUUGUUGGCGCUUUGAUCCCAUACAUGGAGUCGUACUACCACAUCUCAUACUCGAUCAUGUCUCUGGUCUUUGUCGGCAAUGCCAUCGGUUUUAUCUCUGCUGCCUUUUUCACCAAUUCAAUUUUGGGAAAGUUCGGAAGAGCAAAGACGUUGAUAUUUGCAGAGUUGAUACAACUAUCUGCAUAUAUUAUCCUUGUGUGCACGCCUCCUUAUCCUCUCGUCAUCGUAUCCUUUUUCUUAUUAGGAUUUGGUGCCGCUAUCAACCUAGCGCUCAACAACGUGUACUGCGCGAAUACGCAUCCACCCAGUGUCAUUCUUGGCCUGGCGCAUGGUAGUUAUGGCGUCGGAGGAAUAAUAGCACCUAUCAUCGGGACAGCGAUUGUUUCGCAAGGAAUCCUGUGGUCACGCUUCUACUUCAUAUGCGUCGGGCUGCGACUUUGCUGCAUCGCCUUCGCCGCAUGGUCCUUCUGGUCAUACAGGGAAGACUCUGAGGAGACCCUCUUGGAAGCCACGACCAGCAGGCAAACUUCCGCAGAGAAUGCCGCGUCAAAGCUGAAGAACCUAAAGCUCGCCUUGAAGAACAAGGUGACCAUAUUCGGGGCACUGUUCAUUUUCGCAUACCAAGGAGCCGAAGUGAGCAUCUCAGGCUGGUUCAUCUCGUACCUCAUAAACUACCGUAAUGGAGACCCUGCGAAGGUUGGAUACGUCACAGCAGGCUUCUGGGCUGGAAUCACUCUUGGCCGUUUUGUACUCACUCAUGCUGCACCCAAAAUAGGCGAGAAGAAAUUCGUCGUCAUUCUCACAAUUGGAACAGUAGGCCUUCAGCUUCUGGCAUGGUUGACGCCGAACUUGAUUGGAAAUGCGGUCGCUGUAUGCUUGCUGGGUUUGUUGUUGGGCCCUGUCUACCCUUGUGCGCAGACCAUCUUUUCGCGUCUCAUGCCUCGUCAUGUUCAAACAACUGCAAUCGGCUUCAUAGGCGGUGCAGGAAGCUCAGGCGGUGCAGUCGCUCCAUUCACAACUGGUGUCCUCGCACAAGCCUCUGGUACUUGGGUGCUUCACCCUGUUGCAAUUGCGCUGCUAGCGUCGGGUGGCAUCGCAGCAUUGUCCCUUUUCGACAUACCCAUGAUGCAAUCACAACCGGCAUCUCGCUCUCUUCCCAUGAUACGCUGGCUUUUCUCACGGGGCUCUCACACCUUCCCAACCGCGGCAAUUACUUCAGCCUCCGGCUUCGUCUAUCUCGCUUACAGCGCCCUCCCCACUUCAUCUCUCAACUCCACAUCGUCAUUGCUCCAGCAUGCUGUGAAGGGAAAGCCAGGUCUCUACCUUGUAGCCGCAGUACUUUCCUUCAGCAUCGCACCAAUCACCAGUUUUAUGAUACCAACCAACUUUGCCCUUAUCAAGAAGAAUGAGGAACUGGGCGGGAGCCGAAGUGCAGCAUCUGCUGAGUAUCGAGAGAAAGCUGGAUUGAAGGGGCGAAGCGCUGAUGAAUCUGUCGAUAGCAAGGAUGACGUGAGUCAAUGGAAAGACUUGAGCGUACCACAAGAGAAGACCGAGAAGAACAGUAGCGAAGCGGAAGAUAAAGAAGUGAGCGAGCUGUUGGACAAGUUUGGUAAGCUAAAUAUGUUCCGGGCGCUGGCUAUUGGGUUGGGUGGUAUUGCGGGGUUGAUGGCUGCGUUGGCGUAG
Alternaria burnsii is the source of this 2055-nucleotide messenger RNA. Its product is annotated as mfs general substrate transporter. The coding region runs from base 1 to 2055 and encodes 684 amino acids. The transcript has 6 exons. The record is from RefSeq and is a predicted model, not a curated record. NCBI's taxonomy places the organism in Eukaryota, Fungi, Ascomycota, Dothideomycetes, Pleosporales, Pleosporaceae. Gene Ontology annotation, molecular function: transmembrane transporter activity. Gene Ontology annotation, cellular component: membrane. Gene Ontology annotation, biological process: transmembrane transport.